Molecule: messenger RNA, 1050 nt
Organism: Mauremys mutica (yellowpond turtle)
Lineage: Eukaryota; Metazoa; Chordata; Testudines; Geoemydidae
Gene: ANKRD33
Product: ankyrin repeat domain 33
Exons: 3
Coding region: 10-1050 (346 amino acids)
Molecular function (GO): protein binding
Source: RefSeq, a predicted model, not a curated record
AAUGGGCUCAUGGUGGCCUGCUUCAAGGGCUUUGUGGACAUCGUGACCCUGCUGAGCAAAUGCCCCUAUGUAGACAUCAAUCACCAGGAUAACGACGGGAACACGGCCCUCAUGAUCGCUGCCCAAGCAGGACACGUCACGAUAGUUAACUAUCUCCUGAACUACUACCCCAUGCUGGAGAUCGAGAAGAGGGACGUGCGGGGCCUGACAGCGCUCAUGAAGGCGGCAGUGCAGGGGCGGAAGGAGUGCGUCACCGCACUGCUCCUGGCAGGAGCUGACCUGACAGCGGUGGAUCCUGUCCGGGGGAAGACAGCCCGGGAGUGGGCAGGUCUGACUGGGCGCUUCGAGACCAUUGUGCAGAUCCGCAGCAUCCUGCAGCGACCCCGAGCCGAGCAGUUCAGUGACCAGUACCGGCCCGAGUGGCCGGCGCUGCCCGAGUUGGUGGCCAAGGCGCUGGCCACUAAAUCCAGGUGCAAGAGGCUGUUGGAGAAGAUCUGCUCCAUCUUCAGCAUCAACCUCCCGCAUGACCCCGAGGCGGACGGGGUGAUGGACCACAUGGUCCGGAUGACCACAUGCCUGGCCAGCCCCUUUGUGGCUACGGCCUGCCAAACCAUCUGCCCCAGGAGCCCCCCCGAGGUGGGCAAGCAGAGGCUGUCAGUGCCGGAGCUCCUCGAGGAGUACACGCCGGAUCCUGACGCCAAGUCCGAGCCCGACGCAUCCUCCUGCAACGGCCAGGCUGGGUCAGAGACCCGCGUCCUGGUCCCGUACCGGAGCCCCUCCGGCAUGCUGAGAUUCCUCCCCCUGCGGCUACUGCGCAGGAACAGCGUCUUCCCCGGGGCCCACAUCCCCAAAAUCAAACUGGCCAAGGCCCCCUUCCCCCCCGCCGGCCAGGAGAAGCCGCCGCGGGCGCGGAAAAGCAAGAACCUGCUGGAGCUGCCCAAGUGGAAGUACAAGGAGCUGAAGGAGGAGAAGAAGAGAGCGGCUGAGGCAGAGGAGAACCAGAAGGAGACGACGACGAAAACAAAGACGAGCAAAGGGAAGAAGUCAUAG